AUGAGGAAGAAGGGCAAAGCGAUCAUUGUAGGAGGAAGUAUAGCAGGCGUAUCGUGCGCACACUCGCUCACGUUAGCAGGCUGGGAUGUUUUGGUGCUCGAGAAGUCGUCCGAACCUCCGGCUCGGAGCCCUACUGGUGCUGGGCUCGGACUCGACCCUCAGGCUCGGCAAAUCAUCAAAUCCUGGCUUCCUCAUCCACACCUCUUAGAUGAUAUCACCUUGCCUCUCUCGAUUGAUCAGAAUCAGGCAACAGAUAGUGAGAAGAAAGUGACGCGAAUUCUAACAAGAGACGAGAAUUUCGAUUUCCGAGCAGCUUAUUGGUCAGAUAUCCACGCUCUUCUGUACAACGCAUUGCCUCAAACCAUGUUUCUCUGGGGACAUAAGCUUCUGUCUUUCACCAAUUCACAAGAUGAGUCCACUGUAAAGGUUAAGGCUUUAGUGAUCGACACUCAAGAAACCGUUGAGAUCCAAGGAGAUUUACUCGUUGCAGCAGAUGGGUGUCUGUCUUCGAUUCGGAAAACAUUCCUGCCAAACCUGAAACUGAGGUACUCUGGUUAUUGCGCUUGGAGAGGUGUUCUUGAUUUCUCAGGGGAUGAGAACUCGGAGAUGAACAACUCUGUUACCCUGAAAGUAAGCGAAGAAAUGAUCAAGAGGAUGCAUGAAGAAGCAGAGACGAUCUGGAUCCCCGAGCUAGCGAGACUCAUGAAAGAAACAAACGAUCCUUUCCUUAAUGUUAUCUACGACUGUGACCCUUUAGAACGGAUCUUCUGGGGAAAUGUGGUGCUCGUUGGAGACGCGGCUCAUCCCACGACCCCUCAUGGUCUAAGAAGCACGAACAUGUCGGUUCUUGAUGCGGAAGUGCUGGGCAAAUGCUUGGGCAAAUGUGGACCUGAGAGACUAAGUUUGGGUCUUGAGGAGUAUCAGAGGAUAAGAUUGGCUGUUGUUUCUGAGCAAGUUUUGUAUGCAAGGCGUUUGGGGCGUGUAAAGCAAGGUCUAGAUCGUGAUGGAAUUGGCCGUGGCGGUUUUGGAUUGGAACAGAAAGAGAUGCCACUUUUUUCUCGUGCUCCUCUUGGCUAA
This is a messenger RNA of Thlaspi arvense, 1077 nucleotides long. The record is from the annotation of a GenBank genome assembly. NCBI's taxonomy places the organism in Eukaryota, Viridiplantae, Streptophyta, Magnoliopsida, Brassicales, Brassicaceae.